AUGCUUCAUUGUAGUUCGUAUUGCAAGGGCAGCGGGGGUGGAACCUGGGCUACUGUGACACCGGCGUCAGGCGCCAGGCGGCGAUUUCUCCGUUUUGCUGUUGGUUUGUUGUCCAGCGCGUUGCAUUGGUUUUGCAUUGUUCCCUUUGGUUACACUGUUGUGCUCUUUCUCACUGCCACCCAGCUGCUCGCUUGUUCCGUGCUGCAAUGCACCGCCGCCGCUGUGCUGAACAACAUCCAAUGUGCAGUGAGUCCUCUGCCGUGGUCCAGCGAUCUCUUCACCAAUGCCACCGGCAACAAUCGCCCAUUUCAUGAGGCUGACGACCAUUCCACCUGCAUCCUAUAG
Ostreobium quekettii is the source of this 345-nucleotide messenger RNA. The record is from the annotation of a GenBank genome assembly. Lineage: Eukaryota; Viridiplantae; Chlorophyta; Ulvophyceae; Bryopsidales; Ostreobiaceae.